AUGGCCACCAAGCGCAUUGCCAAGGAAUACGCCGACCUCUCCCAAUCGCCUCCCCCCGCAUUCACCAUUGCCCUAGCGGCCUCCGAAUCCCUCCACACGUGGCACAUCACGCUCCGCCCGGCCGAACCCUCCGUCUACAACCCAGGCCAGUUCGGCAUCCUGCUCACCCUCCCGACAGACUACCCCUUCAAGCCCCCCGUCGUCAAGUUCGUCACCCGCAUCUACCACCCCAAUGUCACCGACGAGUGCCCCGGCAGCAUCUGCCUGUCCCUGCUCAAGUCAGAGAACUGGAAGCCCAGCACCAAAAUCAUCAAUGUCCUCGAGGCCCUCGACAACCUGCUGCUAGAGCCGCAGCCCGACGACCCCCUCGACGACAGAAUUGCCGAGCAGUACAAAAACGACCGCCCGGCCUGGGAGAAGCAGGCAAAAGCCUAUGUCCAAAAGUACGCCAUGCAGGAGCCCGAGUUUCCCAGCACAUAG
Molecule: messenger RNA, 480 nt
Organism: [Torrubiella] hemipterigena
Lineage: Eukaryota; Fungi; Ascomycota; Sordariomycetes; Hypocreales; Clavicipitaceae
Source: the annotation of a GenBank genome assembly